Messenger RNA from Triticum turgidum subsp. durum (durum wheat), 552 nucleotides. NCBI's taxonomy places the organism in Eukaryota, Viridiplantae, Streptophyta, Magnoliopsida, Poales, Poaceae. The record is from the annotation of a GenBank genome assembly.
AUGUCGCACCUGAGCAUCCUGACCUUCAAAUACAAUCUAGCGAAGCUCCGGUUCAAGCCCUCCCGGCCGGCCGGACGGCUGCUGUCCGCCAGGGACCGGCAGCAGUCGGACCUGAUGAUGUACAAGCCUGACGAGGAGGAGAUGGCCAAGGUGUUCGACAAGAUCGCCGGCGAGCCUGGCCGGAUCUCGAGGAGCGACCUCCAGGUGCUCCUGCAGAGGUUCGAGAAGGCGGACGCCGCGGGCGAGGCGCGGCGCAUGGUCUGCGCCGCCGACAGCAACAAGGACGGGUACAUGGACCUGGAGGAGUUCAUGGAGGUGCACAGGAACGGCGUCCAGCUGGGCGACAUACGCCGGGCCUUCUUCGUGUUCGACAGGGACAGGGACGGCAGGAUCACCGCGGAGGAGGUGAUGGACGUCCUGCGCAGGCUCGGGGACAGCUGCAGCCUUGAGGACUGCCGGAGGAUGGUGAAGGAGAUCGACAGGAACCAUGACGGGUUCGUGGACAUGGAUGACUUCAUGGCCAUGAUGACUCGCCCGAGGAAGAGGAUGUAA